AGGUGACAGAUCCAACACCAAUGAAAAGCUCACAGGCAAGUUCAAUUAGAAAUUCCCUAGUCCUGUUAAACGCCCAUAUGCUAUAAAUUUAAUAUAGCACCACCAUUACCGCAACAUAAAAGUCAAAAGUGUUUCACAACCUUGGUCUUAGGAUGACAACAGUAACCGAAUAUGCCGAGGAUUUCACUUACCUCGACGACUCUCUCAUAUCCCUUUCUAACCGCUACUUCGUCACACCAAGCAUAUGCUCUUUAAUAUUCUGAAAGUCUUUUCGCUAACAACACCUUCCCAUUUUUAUUUCUCUUAAUUUCUACCACAGCAAAAGCUUUGGGCUGGCUCUUUCUUUUCUUUGCUUUUUUGGUUAGCUAUAGUCUGAAAAUUGGCUAGAGCUUGCAAUGAAGUUUGGCAAGAGACUGAAGCAACAAAUACAAGAAACGUUGCCGGAUUGGCGUGACAAGUACUUGUCGUACAAGGAAUUGAAGAAGCUUGUUCGGUUACUUUCUUCAGCUCCCCUGUUGUCGGGUGGAUCAAUUGAGUAUGCAAAGGCAGAAGCUGAGUUUGUGCAUAUGUUGAACAAUGAGAUCGACAAGUUCAACUCCUUUUUCAUGGAACAAGAAGAAGAUUUCAUUAUACGACAUAAGGAAUUACAGCAAAGGAUUCAGAGUGUGAUUGAUUCCUGGGGGCCAAAUGGAAGUCACCCUUCAGAAGCAGAGUAUAAAAAGGAGAUCAGUAAAAUUAGAAAAGACAUCAUCGAUUUCCACGGAGAAAUGGUGCUCUUGGAGAACUAUAGCAAUAUAAAUUACACGGGAUUGGGCAAGAUACUGAAGAAGUAUGACAAGAGAACAGGAGGAUUAUUGCGGUUGCCAUUCAUUCAGAAGGUGCUGCAGCAACCUUUUUUCACAACGGAUCUUAUUUCAAAGCUUGUCAAGGAAUGCGAAAACACCAUAGAUGCUGUGUUUCCUAUAGAUGAAGAAGAGAGGGCGAGAGAAGGAAGAGAAGCGAUAACAAUUGGAAUAGGAGGAGAGGGAAUUUUUAGGAACACUGUUGCAGCUCUAUUGACCAUGCAAGAAAUUAGAAGAGGCAGCUCUACUUAUAGUCACUUCUCUUUGCCUCCUCUCAACUUGCCAGACUCUGAUCUUAUUCCAUCAUUACAAUUCAGCUCCCCCAUACCUAUUAUCUAAAGAAUACAUGUUGUGUUUUUUCAUACUUGUUAAACCAAGAUGUGUGUAUGGGAAAAUAAAGGCAGACCUUCGUAUUUAGAAAUUUAGAUUUCGUAUAAUAAUGAUUAAAUUAAUUAUUUACAUCAAAAUUUUUAUAUGGGUUGGAGUUUUCUAUGGAUUUAUCCAUUUACAUUUGCACAGAGGAGCUGCACGUUUUAAAAAUCAACCAAUAAGGUUUUAGCUAAACAGCACGGAAAUUAUUUAUAGAGCUGUGAUAUAUGAGUUGAGCCAAAUUAAAGAAAUAAUUAACAAAAAAAGAAAGAAGAAA
Manihot esculenta (cassava) is the source of this 1488-nucleotide messenger RNA. RefSeq names its product SPX domain-containing protein 3. The coding region runs from base 396 to 1181 and encodes 261 amino acids. Lineage: Eukaryota; Viridiplantae; Streptophyta; Magnoliopsida; Malpighiales; Euphorbiaceae. The transcript is spliced from 3 exons. The record is from RefSeq and is a predicted model, not a curated record. Gene Ontology annotation, biological process: cellular response to phosphate starvation.